Messenger RNA from Physella acuta, 2171 nucleotides. RefSeq names its product cAMP-dependent protein kinase catalytic subunit PRKX-like. The record is from RefSeq and is a predicted model, not a curated record. NCBI's taxonomy places the organism in Eukaryota, Metazoa, Mollusca, Gastropoda, Physidae. Gene Ontology annotation, molecular function: ATP binding; cAMP-dependent protein kinase activity. Gene Ontology annotation, biological process: protein phosphorylation. Gene Ontology annotation, cellular component: cAMP-dependent protein kinase complex; cytosol.
UCUACACUAGCUGGCGACAAUCUUGUUUUUCUAUUCAAUUGGUCUUCAAACUGCUAGGACUGCAUUACACUAAACUUGUUUGAUUUCCGUAAAAUGGAUUACACUUGUGUUUUCAAAUUUUUGCUGUAAAAAUGGGACGACCCGACUGUUUUUUGGACAAUAUUAAAUUACCAUCAUAUUAAUAUUUAUUUAUUUUUAAAUUUGUGUGACGAAUUUGUCAAUUUUUGAUUAGUGAAUUGUUCUAGUGGAUUACAAAUUAGUGAAUUCAAUUCUUAAAGACAUGGCGUCUGCUAAAGUCUCUCGCUCACGGCUGCGGUCGUCAGGCAAGAAGGACCCGCCCCCAGCUCCGGCUAUCAUCACACGACGUGAAAACACGCCGGUCAGCUCCUCCCCGGAGCCGGAGCCUAGCAGCGAGUCGGACAGCAACGAAAACGGCUCCUCGAUCAGCGUGACAACCACCAUCAGCAUCAGCAACUACAACGACACGGAGUCCUCAGAGAACGAACUGAAUAGAAAGAUGAGCGAGAGUAAGAGAAAGGGAAACAUCGUGUACAGAAUUGAAGAUUUGGAUAUAAUGAAAACCAUUGGAACCGGCACCUUUGGCCGGGUCGUCUUGACCAGGCACAAGGAGUCACGUGAGUACUGUGCCCUGAAGGUCAUGGCCAUCACACAGGUCAUCAAACUCAAGCAGGAGCAGCACAUCAAAUCAGAGAAGGCAAUUCUAUCCUCCGUGUCGCACCCCUUUAUCGUUAAUUUACUCUGGCACCACAAGGACGAGACCUUCCUCUACAUGCUGAUGGAGUACGUCCCGGGGGGUGAACUGUUCUCCUACCUGCGGAGCAUGGGCAAGUUCUCCAUCUCCUCUAGCAACUUCUACGCCAGUGAGAUCGUGGUGGCUCUGGACUACCUCCACUCCAACUCCAUCGUGUACCGAGACCUUAAGCCCGAGAACCUCCUGCUGGACAGGGACGGGCAUCUGAAGAUCACAGACUUUGGUUUCGCUAAAAUUGUGGAGGACAGGACCUGGACACUAUGUGGCACACCUGAAUACCUGGCGCCGGAAAUUAUUCUCAGUAAAGGUCACAACAAGGCCGUGGACUGGUGGUCUCUGGGAAUAUUAAUCUUUGAGAUGUUAGUGGGUUAUCCCCCUUUCUAUGCUGACAACCCAUUCCACAUCUAUGAAAAAAUUGUAGCAGGGAAAGUAGAGUGGCCGAAAAACAUUGACCUGGUAGCCAAAGAUCUAAUUAAAAAGCUGCUCAAUCCAGACCGAACCAGAAGGCUAGGAAACAUGAGAAACGGCGCGGACGAUAUCAAGAAACACAAGUGGUUCAAGGGACAGAACUGGGAAGCUGUUUACGCUAAAAAAUUAAAGCCACCAAUCAUUCCUGAGCUCUCCCACGACGGGGACACAACAAACUUUGAAACCUACGAGGAAUGUGAUUGGAGGAAAGCCGCCCCCGCCCCUGAGAGUGAGGCAAAGCUGUUCCAAGACUUCUAAUCUAGACCCCCCCCCCCUCACGACAAAUUUUCAUGCAACUAAAGUAUACCACAGACCCUCUACUGAGACACUGGACAAGACGAGCACUGGAAUCGAUUCUUCAGGCUUUGGUAGCAAGAACAUGCAAUUAGGCUCUGGUCGCCUUGGUAUGCAAGAACAUGCAAUCUUGCGCCGCUAACUGCAAUAUCAGAUUCAUCCUUGCACAAAAAUCUUCGCACAAAUCUCUCUGGGAGACAAACUAACGUAGAUAUGUGUGAAUCGUCGGCAAGUUGUGGUCUAUGUAACGUAGAUCUGUGUGAAUAGUCGGCAAGUUGUGGUCUAUGUACUGGUAAAUAUAUCAUCAAUCGAAUGGAAUGAGCUGGUAACAUAUCGUGUAUGGAAUGAGCGACCAUCAUUCCAAUCAUUGUGUGCUCGAGGUAAAGUUGAGAGAGUUGUGUAGAAACAUUUCAGCUGAAUUGAUCAGCUGUUUAAUCCUGCAAAUUGUAAAUAUGAUUUUAAAUAAAUCAGAAAUAUUUUAAAUAUUUAUUGUACAUUAAGUUUUUGAAAGAUGCCCUUUAUGUAUUUUCCUUUCACCGUUUUUAUAAAACAGGCUGUGAUUUCAUCUGAAGUUCAUCGUAAACAACUUACUUGUAAUUUAAACUGAUAAAGUCUUUUAAUUUUUAGCCAUGACUUA